This is a messenger RNA of Hydra vulgaris (swiftwater hydra), 8786 nucleotides long. Its product is annotated as neurobeachin. Gene Ontology annotation, molecular function: protein kinase binding. Gene Ontology annotation, biological process: intracellular protein localization. NCBI's taxonomy places the organism in Eukaryota, Metazoa, Cnidaria, Hydrozoa, Anthoathecata, Hydridae. The record is from RefSeq and is a predicted model, not a curated record. Gene Ontology annotation, cellular component: membrane; cytosol.
AAAAAUAAUAAUAAAGUUUAUUUACGGAAGAUUGAAAAACUAAUUUUCGAUUAUUUUGUACCAACUGUAUAAUUAUGAGGCACAAUGAAAACAAACCAUGGCUGAAAAUGUUUUGAAUACUUUAUAUGUUGAAAAACAAAACCAAAUUGAUUUCAAGAAAGAUGAAUUGAUAUCGGAAACUUCUGUUAAAAAAAUGAAAAGUACUCUGAGUUCUUCGUUUACAUCAAACAAUGGUGUUUCAUUUCAAAUGCAAAUGGCUGAUACAGAACUAGAAAGAAUUCAAAUAAAAGUCAGAGAGGAAAUAUCAUCAAGUUCUUCUAAUGAUAAUGCCGACUUGAAUGAAUUGGAUACUUUUGAAUCUAAAUUAAUUCAAGCAGUACUAGAUUUUUCUGUUGGAGGAACUUUUGGGGAAUCAAACUAUGUAAUCAAUGAUCCAUUUAAUAUUUUGAUGAUUAUUCGUAGCUUGUAUUUAGUAUCAAACAAGACAAAGCUAUACACACUUUCUACCUUUCAAUCAUUGCUGAAAAAAAGCAUAAAAAAUCUUCAGGCAUGUGCGAAAGUUAGAUUAAUACCUGUUUUACUUGAAUCUUUACCAUCAUUUGAUAAUGAAGAAGUAGCAGACCAUGUUAUCGAUCUUAUUGGAGAUAUAGCUACCUAUAGUAUCACUGUUCAAGAACUGAAAUGUUUUUUCUCAGCUUUGCAAAGAACAGAAGAUUUUAAAUGGCCUCCACACUCAUUGAAGCUCUUGGAAAUUCUUUGCAAAAUGUCUGAGAAACAUGGCCCAGAUAUAUAUUUCAAUUUUUCUGGAAAACCUGGAGCAUUUAUAACUAUUCCUCCAAUAUCAAGGUGGCCUCAUCAGCCUGGAUUCACAUUCAUUACAUGGCUUCAACUUGAUGCUGCUCAUCUUUCUCCUAGUGAGCAAAAAAGUAGACCACAUAUAUACUGCUUCAUUAACAAUCGUGGGUUUGGUUAUACUGCACACUUUUCUGGACCAAUGCUUGUGAUAGAAGUAUUGUGUAAAAAUGGAAAGAAAAAUACACUACUUGUCAAAAUGAAGUUUGAGCCACAAAUGUGGUAUCAUAUUUGUGUUUCACAUGUUUACAAUCGUUUUAAAUCCAGUCUUGUUCAAGUAUUUGUUAAUGGUCAAAUGGUUACCGCUGCCGAUGUUUCUAUUCCAUCCAGUAAAGAUCCUGUUGAUAAAGCUUUUAUUGGUGGCUCUCAUAUUGAAACCUCAAGUCAUGUAUUCAAAGGUCAAAUGAGUGCAAUUUAUGUUAUUGCAGAACCAAUUACUUAUAAUCUAGUUAUAGCACUCUAUCGUUUAGGACCUGGGUACAAGGGAAAGUUUAAAUUUCCAAAUGAGCUAGAGAACAAUAUUUCUGAAACUGAUAGAAAGUUGAUUUAUGAAAGUAAGCUUUCUCAAAACAUCUUGUUUUCAUACAAUCCUAAAGCUGUUGAUGGUGAACUUUGCUUAGAAGCUUCACCUUCUGAGAAUGCUUCAUGCUUUUACCAGUCACCACAUGCUCUAAUGAAUGAAGGUGUUUAUGGUGUAGUUACAAACUCCUUGCAAGCUGCUAUGCAUUCUCUUGGUGGAAUUCAGAUGUUGUUUCCAUUAUUUACACAGCUGGAUUGUCCUCUUCAUGGUCAAUCAGAUCCAGAACCAAAAAUUUGUUCAUUGCUCUUUGGGUUGAUAUACGACCUUUUAAGAGGUUGUUCAGUCUUUCAACAGCAGUUAUUGCAAAGUCAAGGUUUUAUGAUUAUUGGUCAUUUGUUACAGAAAUCAUCUCCUGUCCAUUUAACUGAAGCCACAGUGGACAUCUUACUGGGAUUAGCUAGGUUCUUUAUGGCAACUCCGAGUGCUAAUAGUUUAUUAGGUGGUUUGCUUGAUCAUGUCUUACUGGAACCUGCUCUUUGGAUUAAAACUCCUUUAAGUUUGCAGUCAAAUCUACUGAGUUUAUUUGCCACAGGUUAUGUUGGUGGACUUGAUUAUGCUGGUUAUAUAAGAAAAGAAGUUGGUGUACCAAGACUAGUUAUAAUGCUACGAAAGUAUUACUCUAUCAGAGCUAGAGAUUCUGCCAUUGAAAAUAAAGCCACAGUUGAAGAAGUUAUAUCUCUGAGAGCAUUUGUUUUGCUUCUGGUUAAGCAGAUGAUAAUAAAAAAUCAAGGUAUUUCAGAAGAUGAACUUAAGAGCAUUUUAGUAUAUUUAGCAGUGGAGAAUGAGGAAGAAAAUUUUGUGGAUAUUGUACAAUUGCUUUUAUCUGUGAUAUGCGAAACUCCAACAGCUAUUGUACCUAAGUUUGAUGAAAUAGAUGGCUUCCAAGUGUUUUUCAAACUUCUCGUUGCACAAAACAGUCAAGUUCGUAUUUGCAGCAUAAAGAUUUUGGGAGCAUAUAUGCAACAUCUCAAGAUUCAGCGCAAACUAGAGUUGGUAGAAAAACACUCUUUCAUUAGCAUGAUUGGGCAAAAGUUGUCAAUAUUUGAAAUGUCUAUGGCAAUGUAUAAUGCAUUGUUUGAAUUUUUGAUUGCUCAAACAACCAAGAUUAUUUCAGAAAAAAGGCAUCCACCUCCAGAUUCUUCUUCUUUGAUGUAUCAUCCUUCAAUUUUGCCAGUCAUUUCAAGUUUGCUGUUAAAAGACCGCUUUGAAGCAAUAGCUACAGAAAAUAAGAUUUUAGCAAAGAGUACUAACGAACUAACACUAGUUUUUCUCUCUGAUCUUCUUAUUCUACUGAAUACAAACAAUGAUAACAAAAGACUAUUAUUGCAAUUGAUGUGUUGGCAAGAAUGGCUUUUCUCGUUAGCCUACUUAAGUCCUAGCAAUAAAGAUGAAAGUAAAGUAACAGAUAAUGUAUUUUCUAUUAUAAAAAUGCUAUUACAUUACGCCAUACAAAAUGAAAAAGAAGGCUGGAGAGUAUGGGUUGACACUCUUUCUAUAUUACACAGUAAGGUUUCAGAAGCUCCAAAAGAAACCAAAAUGCCAGAGCAGUCCUUAUCUGCAGUUGAUAAAGAAAAAGAGACUUCAGUUGACAAUAAGAUUGAUGAAUCUAACUUUAUAGAAUCAUCCUCAGAUUUGAUUGUAACAACUCCUUCAACAGAAGCUAAUGCACAACAGAUAUUUUAUAAAGAACUUUUUAAAGAAAAUGAUGUUUUAAAUAGGUCAUUUGUUAUACGUCGAGUUCAAAGUGCUAACAACCUUUUAAAGCCUGAUUUAAUUGAGUGUAGAAAAAAUAGGACAAGGUCAAUGAGUUUGACAGAUAUAAGUAGUGUUAUAGAGAAUACCGACCCACAUAAAUUAAUAAAGAAGUCUGUUGAUGAUACACAGAAAUUGGGUAAUAAAUCAAUAUCUGUCGUUAAUAUUUCAAUGAUGGAAAAACAUUAUGCAAUCAAUAGUAAAAUUGAAAAGCACAAUGAUGAAGCUAUAGAAACAAAUUUAAAUUUAUCUUCUAAAGAAGAAACUUUGACACCAGAAGCAGACUUAACUAGUGAAGUUCCUACAUCACCAUCUAAAACAAAAUGUCGUCCUUUUAUAGAUAUUCCAGAAUUUAAUUGGUCCCAACCACAUCAAAAACUUCUUUCUGAACUUUUAUUCUCAAUUGAAAAAGAUAUUCAAGUUUGGAAAACGCAUACUAGAAAAAUAGUAUCAGAUUUUGUAUCAUCUCGCGAAAAUUCCAUUUACAUUAUGAACUUGUGUCAUAUGGUUUCAAUACUCUCAGACAGUUUAAUUUAUUGCUGUGGUGGCUUGUUACCUCUUUUAUCAUCAGCCACAUCACCAAACUUUGUAAAUGAUGUUUUAGAAGCUUGCGGUGGCAUGUCACUUGACACAGGAUUUUCAUUUCUAAAUAGAAUUUUAAACAUUGUUGAUAUUGUCAUGUUUGCUUCUCCUACUAAUUUUGCUUCUGUUGAGACACACCGUAAUAUAGUUCCUGGUGGUGUUUUACGACAAUGCAUUCGAUUGGUAUUUUGUGGUAGCUCACGUAAUCGAGUAGUAUGCAGGCAAUGUGAGUGUCCUGCUAAUGCAAGUGCACUUGGUUAUCCCAGAACACUUAAAGAAACCGAGGCUGCUAUUAAAACAUUAAUUGCUUCAACUAAGCCAGCAACAGAUAUGGAUUUAGUUGAAAAUAUCCCUGGCCAUAUGACAACAAUUACAAAUCCUGAGAAACUUAUACAAGAUUCUGAUAUUAACAGACUGCGAGCUCUUGUAUACCGUGAAGCAGAAGAUAACAGACAGUCAUGCUUUGUUUCACUAGUAGUCAUUUACUUUGUUGCUGUUCUUAUGGUGACUAGAUACAGAGACAUUCUGCAGUAUGAACAUCAAGUUGAUGAAUCUCCCAAAGCUGAUAAAAAUCCAAAUGAGAAAUCUGCUGAUCGCAGAGUUUCUGGAGAUAGUUCAAUUUCAUAUAGUGCUUUAACAUUAGAAGAAAAGAUGGAGGCUACUUUUGGUACAUCAGCACAGCUGUUGCGAGAUAUUUUGUUUGAUUUUUCUCAUUAUUUAUCUAAAAUACUUGUCGGUAGUUAUGGUCAGGAUUUAAUAACAGAAGGAUUGGGUUCAUUAAAAUCUGAAGAAAGUACUGUUGAGUUAGUGAUGAUGUUGUGUUCACAAGAGUGGCAAAAUGCAUUGCAAAGGCAAGCUGGUCCUGCAUUUAUUGAACUUGUUGAUGAAGGUAGAAAACUUUCACACUCUACACGUGAACGAAUUGUUAUUACUGGUAGUGAAGCUAGAGACAUUUUAAGUGAGCGGGAUAGUCUUGAAAAUUUGACGCAUGCUCAAUUUGAAACUCAAUGCACAAAGACAAUUAUUUUGUAUAUAGAACAAUAUCGAGCAUAUGAUCUUUUUUAUAAAGCCAAAAAAAAACGUAAUGCUUCUUCUGCGACUCAAUGUCUUGAAAAGAUUUUUGAUGUGCUAACUAGUGAGUAUGGUGCAUGGCCAAUAUCCAUUGAUUCCACUAAACAAUAUUACAAACUUGAUCGUUGGGAAGAUUGUCAAAGGAGACGAUUAAGAUUAGUAAAAAAUCCACUCGGAACUGCACAUUCAGAAGCAGUUUUGCGUCCUGGAUCUGCUGAAGAAACUUCAUUAGAAAAGCCGCUAGCAUUAAAAUAUCACUUAUUUACAAAACAAUCGCCUAAUGGAAAAGUUGUUGAAGAUAAUGAAGAUGAUGACAUUGAUCUUGAAUCUGCUUCUGAAGAAAAACAAGCAUAUCAUCAACAUGGAAGUAUAAUGUACAGUGUCGCAUGUAGAAUCAUAUCUCCUGGUGUAACUUUGCCAGGUAUUCUCACAAUAACAACUGACUCUCUUUACUUCACAGCAGAUGAAGAGUGUGUUGAAUUAAAGAAUAUAGAUCCCAAGAUUUUAAUAUACAAUGACUGCUUAAAUGUUAAAUGCUCAUUUAUCAAUAUUGUUGCAAUUUUUACAAGAAGGUAUAUUUUGCAGAAUAAGGCUUUAGAAAUCUUCUUGGCUAAUAGAAGAAGCUUUAUGUUUGCUUUUGAGUCCCACAAUAUUGUUAAACAAGUCAUUCAACAAUUACCGAGUGUUGGUGUUGGCAAUUCUUAUGGUUUGGCUAAAUCUAAGAGUGUUUCAUUUUCAUCACCAAAACAAUUGUUUUCAAAAUCAAAUGUUUGUCAGCGUUGGCAGAACAGAGAAAUAUCCAAUUUUGAAUAUCUUAUCUUUUUAAACACCAUUGCUGGACGAACUUACAAUGACUUAAAUCAAUAUUUUGUGUUUCCUUGGAUUUUGAAGAAUUAUGAAAGCUCUACAUUGGAUUUGGAAGACUCAAAUAACUACAGAGACCUUUCAAAGCCUAUUGGUGCAUUAAACCCCUUUCGCCUGGGCCAAUUUGUAGAGCGGUUUAACACAUGGGAUGAAUCAUCAGGUGUACCCCCAUUCCAUUAUGGAACUCAUUACUCCACUGGAGGUUUUGUUAUGAACUGGCUUCUCAGAUUGGAACCAUUUGCUUCCUUAUUUUUGAGUUUACAAGGUGGAAAAUUUGAUCAUCCAUUGAGAACCUUUUCAUCUAUAAUGAGAGCAUGGGAAAAUUGUCAAAAAGAUACAUCAGAUGUCAAGGAGCUUAUACCUGAAUUGUUUUAUCUACCACAAAUUUUUUCUAACAGCAAUAAUUUUGUAUUUGGUGAGGGAGAUGGCGGAAAAGAUAUCAGCAAUGUACAGUUGCCACCAUGGGCUCAAUCACCAGAGCAUUUUAUCCAUAUUCAUAAUGAAGCAUUGGAAUCUGACUAUGUGUCAGAAAAUUUGCAUAAGUGGAUUGAUCUUAUUUUUGGAUACAAACAAAAAGGCAAAGAAGCCGAACACAGUGCUAAUGUUUUUUACUACCUUACCUACGAAGGAAGUGUUGAUAUAGAUGGUAUUGUUGACCCUGUAACAAAACAGGCUAUUGAGCAACAGAUAAAAUGUUUCGGUCAAACUCCUUCACAACUUCUUACUACACCUCACCCUCCUCGUAAUACUAAGAAUACUUCACAGGAAUCACAUAAAAGUAUUUUUUUGUCGUUUCUUGUUUCCCCUGAGGUUCCUGUUGUACAUGUUACAUCAUAUACUAACACACCAAUGGCUGCAAUUAUUACAAUUAGUUGUAAUCAAAUGUUUUCAGUUAAUAAAUGGAUCAAUUUUGGUGGUUCAAUAACAUCAUUUAAAUCGUUAAAGAAUGUACAAAUAGAACAAGAUCCUUUGUUGGAAACAGUUCAUGGGCGUUAUCAAAGACAACUUGGAGAACCUUUAGAUGAAAGUGUUACUGUGACAUCAUCUUGUUUUGUGGUGUCAUCAGACAAUCGUUUUAUAUUUUCAUGUGGAUAUUGGGAUAAAAGUUUCAAAUGCUUCUCAGCUGAAUCAGGCAAACUUGUUCAAUGUGUGUUUGGGCAUUGGGAUGUUGUCACAUGCCUAGCCUAUUCUGAUGAUGAAUUGACUUCAGCAAAUGCAAUUAUAGUAUCAGGUUCAGCUGAUGCAACUGUUUUAGUGUGGAUAUGGGAUCAUAAACGUCAUAGAAUUAUUGGUCCUGAUGAUGGCACAGGUCAUGGUUCUACUCCAAUUACUAUUUGUACUGGUCAUCAAUUGCCUAUUACUUGUGUUGAUGUAAACACGUCGCUUGGUAUCAUUGCAAGUGGAAGCAUUGAAGGUCCGUGUCUUCUUCACAGCCUUAGUGGUGAACUACUGCGCAGUUUAAAAGGACCAGCUGAAUGCCAGAAUCCUCGUUUGAUUAAUAUUUCUAACGAAGGAAGAAUUCUUGUCAACUAUACUAAUGAACACAGUUGGAUGGCAAUGUUUUCUAUAAAUGCAGAACUUUUUCAUCAUGUUAAAUUAAAAGAACAAAAUCUGGCUGUUGUAUUUACUAAAGAUGGUCGGUUUUUUGUUACGGGUGGUUACGAUAAGUGUUUCCAAGUAUGGCGAAGUUUUGAAAUGAUAUUAUUAAGUGUUUUUCCGCCUUGUGAUGGUAGCAUUCGUUCACUUGCACUUACUCCUGACCAAAAGUGCUUGGUUGCGGGUUUAAGUACGGGUUCCAUUAUUGCGAUGGCUAUGGACUUCUCCAUAUGGCCUCGUGUGAACAAAUCAUCUUCGACUUCUAAUGUAAAUAGUAAGUUAACAAAUUUGCAGAAUAAUACAACAGGUCGUACUCCCGAAGUAGCCUUUUCCUCAUUAGAAAAUUCUGGCAUAGAAGAUAAACGUAUUACUGAUGGAAAUUUUCAAGAAGGUUCAAAUCUACAAACUGAGACCAUUUCUAAUAAGAAUGAAAUAGAAAAUACUUCUACUGAACGUUUAUCAUAUCCAGAAAUGACAAGCGAGUUACCAAAUAAUUUUAAUGUAGCAGAUAAAGUAAAAAACCCAGAACCUUUAACAAAUAAUGAACCUCCUGAAGACUUGUCAAAUAAUAAAUAUCUAGAGGAUUUCUCUAUUGAUAAAUCUUCCGAAGGACUGUUAAAUGAUGAAUUUCCUGUAGGCAUAUCAAAUAACGAAUCCGAAAAAAGUAUAUCUCCCAAUGAAUCUCUAGAAAAUUUUUCCACAAAUCAACUACGGAAUUUAUCUCAUAAUGAACCUCUAAAAGAUUUAUCAAAUAAUGAAUCUCUAAAAAGUUUAUUAAAGAGCGAAUCUCAUGAAGAUUUUACAAGUAACAAUAUAAUGUUAAAUAAUCAUUCCUCAAUUAGUUCGAUAGAUAGUAUAUCAUCUACGGUAAUUCAGUAUUCUAACGGAAAAUCUUCGAGUAAAACCGAAGAGCAAUUUGAAAAUGUAUCUGUUGAUCAGUUUAAAGAAGAAUUAUCUGGUGACCAAUUGAUGGGUCAAUAUAAAGAUUUUCCUGAGACUAUAAAAACAACAGCAAAUCUAAACGUUUCAUCUGGUUACACAACAAGUUUACCUGAUGUUGAAAAAAUUAAUGACCAAAGCAAUAUUGUUUCUAGUGAAGAAAUUCCUAUAGGAAAAUUACGUGAGCAUGAAAAUUCUGAAUAUCCAGAGGGUAAGUCAGUUAAAACAUUGCUCGAAACAUCAAAAAUAGUAGAGUAACUGUUGCCAUAGCAAUAUUUAUUUUUAAAUUAGCUGAUUUAAUUUUUUUUUAAUGGAAUUCAAAAAAAAUAUAUUCAAUAAUUGCUUUUGCUAUAAAUGCAAAAUGUAUUUUAACCAACGGGAAAAAUAGAUGUACAUAUAAAUAAUAUUAGUAGCUUGUAAGCUCCCAAUUAUUCUUUCUAUAAGUGUGUAUGUUUUUUUAAGGGGUCGUCUUUUUUUGUAAAGGGUUUUUGUUAAUUUCAUAUUUAUUUGUACUUGAUCUAUAUUUUGUGAUGGUAUCAUGUUUACGAUA